CUUCUUCCUCUUAAAUUCUCCAGUCUUACAGCAACUAAAAAAUUGUAAAUGGAACCAGAAUUCUCACCAUCUUCUCGAGUAGACACGCCGGAGCAAGAUCCGUCACCGGCGCAAACUGAAGAUCAGUCUCGAGAAAGGGUUUCUGCUUAUGAUCUUGUGGUAGAUGAGGGUGAUUUAGAGGGAUUAGAUCAAAAAAAGGAGGAGAUGCAUAAAGUUUUAGAUCAGAUUCAAGAGAAAGCUUCAUCUGUUCUUGAGUACUCGCUUAAGUGGGAUGAAAUCUAUGAGCAGUUUGAUUUGCUAAAGCAACAAGCCAUGGAAUUAGAGUUAAAGGAGGUAUCUUUAAAGAAUCAGAUUCUAGAGAUGGAGAAGAAGGAAGAGCGACUUAAGCUUGUUGAAGAGAGAGCGAGGAAGAUUGAAAUUGAAUCUGAUGUGAAACAGUUUCUGGAAGAAAAUGUGGCCAGAUUGUUGGUUCUUCUUAUGCAGAAUGAAGAAAUGGUGGUUGCUUCACUUAGCGCAAAAGAGAAAUUUCUUGGUUUGCUUCAGGGUUGGAUGAUGAAGAAGCAUGAAGGGGUAAAGAGAGAGCUUGAAGCGAGGGAAAAGGAGGUUGCUUUGCUUUCUCAGUCGAUUGAUGACAAGACUAGUGAUUUAGAGAAGAAAGUGAAAGACUUUGAUUUGAAGCAAAUAGCAGAGACUGAGAGAAGGAGAAAGGAGGCUGAGAUGAUGGAGAUAUCCCAUAAGCAAUUUGAAACGAGGGAGAAGGAGCUUAGCUUGCUUAAUGAGACCAUCAAAGAGAAAUCAAUUGAGCUGGAGAACAAAGAAGUAGUACAACAAGCAGAAGCCAGAGAGACAGAAUUGAAGAACAAGUUUCUUGAGUUAAAGGAGAGGAAACUCGAAGAAAGGGAGAAAGAGCUGGAGUUGAAACAGAGAGAAAUCAAAGAAGGAUCAAUACAAGCAGAGGCUCGUAAAAGAUCUAGGCUUGAAUCUGAGUCUUCAUUGUUGGAUAGAGAUGCUGAGUCUCGUAUUCGCCCUGGAAAAAAGCAUAUACCCAAUAAAGAACACAACCAUUAUGAUGAAGCCAAGAAAAAAGAUUGGGCUUUUGUUGUUCCAGCUUUUACAUCUUCUCCUGUUCAAAUAAGUGAAGAAGAUGAAGGAGAGAUUGAAGAAGUUAUCUCCAUAGAUUGCAUUGAUGAUGAUCAUGAGCCGUUAAUGUGUGUUGAUUCAGAGUUUCAUGAUUUCAGCAAGACAAUGAGCUCUUUUAUGGCUGGUCAAAUAUGGGCUCUAUAUGAUGGUAUAGAUUCUAUGCCUAGGUUGUAUGGUCGGAUCAGGAAAAUUACUAUGGCUCAGUCGAGUCUUCAAAUGACAUGGUUUGAAUCUAAAGAUGAGGAAUCUGUUCCUGCUGCUUGCGGGAGGUUCAAGUUGGGGAAUACAGAAACCAUAAAAAACCACUUGACCUUUUCUCAUCAGAUGCACCCCAUCAUACAUGACAGACACUUCAUUGCUGUAAUUCCGAGAAAAGGAGAAACGUGGGCUCUUUUCAGAGACUGGAGCAAAAGCUGGAACAAUAACCCGGAAAAGCACAAGCCUCCUUAUAGAUACGACUUUGUGGAAGUUGUGGUAAACUUUGACGAUUGUCUAGGCAUUGGAGUGGCCUAUUUAGGGAAAGUUGAUGGAUUUGUAUCGGUCUAUAAGCAAGCUGUGAAGCAUGGAGUCGUCUCACUCAUGGUCACACCAGAGGAAAUGCAAAGAUUCUCUCAUAGAGUACCAUCAUUUAGAUUGAAUGGAAAUGAGAAAGAAGGAGUUCCCGCUGGUUCUUUCGAGCUAGACCCUGCUGCUAUACCCAGUUGUACACUCAAGCGUCAUCACUCUAUCCGUAAAGAAGCAGAAGAAACAGGAAGACAAAGUGAGGGUUGUGGUAAAAGUAAAACUGGUGAGGUUGAAGAUCAAGAAGGGGUUUCUGCUUAUGAUCUUAUGGUAGUGGAGGGUGAUUUAGAGGGAGUUGAUAAAAAAAUGGAGAAGUUGCGUAAAAUCUUUGAACAGAUUCAGAAGAAAGCUUCAUCAGUUCUUGAGUUCUCUCCUUGGUGGGAAGAAAUCGAUGAGGAAUUGGAUUUGCUAAAGCAACGAGCCAUGGAAGUAGAUUUGAAGGAGGUAUCUUUAAAGAAUCAGAUUCUGGAGCUGGAUAAGAAGGAAGAGCGUCUUAAGCUUGUUGAAGAGAGAGCGAGGAAGAUGGAGGCUUCCAUCAUUGAGCGACUGAGUGCGUUGGAGGAUAAAGAAAAUGACUCUGAUGUGAAACAGUUUCUGGAAGAAAAUGUGGCAAGAUUGGUUCUUGAGAUGCAGAAUGAAGAAAUGGUGGUUGCUCAACGUAACGCACAGGAGAAAUUGCUUCAGGGUUCGAUGAAGCUGAAGCAUGAAGAGUUAAUGAGAGAGGUUGAAGCAAGGAGAGAGGAGGUUGCUUUGCUUUCUAAGUCUAUCGAUGACAAGACUUGUGAUUUAGAAAUCAGAGUGAAAGCCUUUGAUCUGAAGCAAACAACAGAGUUUGAGAGGAUGAGAAAGGAGACUGAGCUGAUUGAAACCUCUCUUAAGCAACUUGAAGCGAGGGAGAAUGAGCUUAGGUUGCUUAAUGAGACCAUCCAAGCGAAAUCGAAUGUGCUGGAGAAGAAAGAAGAGAACUUUCAACUGAAACAACAAGCACAAGCCAGAGAUAUGGAAGUUAAGAUUAAGUUUCUUGAGCUAAAGGAGAAGGAACUUGGAGAAAGGGAGAAAGAGCUGGAAUUGAAACAGAGAGAAGUACAAGAACGAUCAAUACAAGCUGGGAGUCGAAAGAGAUCUAGGGUUGAAUCUGGACCUUCAUUGGAUGCUGAGUCUCUUACACAACACAACCAAAAUGAUGAGGAAAAUGAUUUUUCUGCUUCUGUAGUUUCAACUUCUACAUCAUCUCCUCUACAAAAAAGUGAUGCACAUGAAGAAGUUGUUGUGUCCAUAGUUAGAGGAACACAUCACAAUGAUGAGGCCCAUGAGCCAUUAAUGUGUGUUGUUGAUUCAGAGUUUAAUGAUUUCAGCAAGACAAUGAGCUCUUUCAUGGCUGGUCAAGUAUGGGCUCUAUAUGAUGGCAUAGAUUCUAUGCCUAGGUGUUAUGGUCGGAUCAAGAAAGUUAACAAGUGCCAGUCGAGUCUUCAAGUGACAUGGUUAGAACCUAAAGAUGAGGAAUCUGUUCUCGCUGCUUGCGGUAGGUUCAAAUGGGGGAAUACAGAAACCAUAAAAAGCCACUUGGCCUUUUCUCAUGAGAUACAUCCCAUCAUACGUGGCAAACACUUCAUUGCUGUGAAUCCGAGUAAAGGCGAAACGUGGGCUCUUUUCAGAGACUGGAGCAAAAGCUGGAACAAUAACCCGAAACAGCACAAGCCUCCUUAUAGGUACGACUUUGUGGAAGUUCUAGUCAACUACGACGAUUGUCUAGGUGUUGGAGUGGCCUAUUUAGGGAAGGUUCAAGGAUUUGCAUCAGUCUAUAAACAAGCUGGGCAGCAUGGAGUCAUCUCAUUCAUGAUCACACCAGAGGAAAUGCAAAGAUUCUCUCACAGAGUGCCGUCAUUUAGGUUGAAUGGAGAGGAGAAAGAGGGAGUUCCCGAUGGUUCUUUCGAGCUAGACCCUGCUGCUAUCCCCAGUUCUAUACUCAAGCGUGAUCGCUCUAUCCGUAAGGAAGCUGAAGAAACAGAAAAACAAAGCGAGGAUUGUGGUAAAACUGGUGAGAAUGAAGAUAAAGAUGGGUCAAGGAAAGAUUUCCCCAUUAUCUUAGAUUGAGGUUGGUCUAUAUUUGAGAGUCUGAUGGUCUUAGUUCUUCUAGUAUGUCGUAUUUUCUACUUCUUGUUGCAGAAAAUGGUACUGUGAUCCUUUUGGACAUGUCUAUGUCUCUUGAAUGCUAAUUUCAGGUGGAAUGUAGUUUUCUUU
This is a messenger RNA of Arabidopsis arenosa, 3942 nucleotides long. NCBI's taxonomy places the organism in Eukaryota, Viridiplantae, Streptophyta, Magnoliopsida, Brassicales, Brassicaceae. The record is from the annotation of a GenBank genome assembly.